UGCUACUACUACUACUUCUUUCAGAUUUUUCAGAUCACUUCAUUUUACAUUUCUCUGAAAUACAAUUGGGAAACGACUUAUUUGGAAAUCAUACCCCUUAGGCUCUUGCCGUAAUUUCUAAGGAAAUGGUUACACAUCGCUAAGGAAUUUGGAGGCUGGCCUUACUGCUUGACUUGACACCAUCCAUAGAUCAUCCGAUAUUUGGUGAAUAACCCUUUAAGACUCCACUGUCGUGGCCGGAUAUAAAGCUAGGGCCAGAGCCGAGAGGGGUUUAACUCACGGCGGUAUAUAAGACGUCUACGUCGAAUCCUCCCUUGGUCUCUGAAAAAAUGACUUCACUCGCUCGAGCUUUGUCUUAUCCCAAACCCAGCCACGCGGAGUCUCUGAACUGCCCCCCCAACGCGAUGCCAAAACGGAUCCUGCAUGAAAAUUGCGGAGAUCAUUGGGUACUGGUCAUCAACACCGGAGGAACCAUUGGAAUGAAGAGUCAUGACGGGGGCCUCAAACCGGAGCCCAAUGCGUUUGUGAAGGAGUUGCGAGAGAUGAAUAUCUUCCACGAUGCAAAAUAUGCCAAGAAAAAGGGAUACGACCUCAAGGAUAACACACUGGUCCUGCCGUCAUAUAGCAAGAACGAUCAACGGGUUGUGUACACCCUUCUAGAGUACGACCCCUUACUGGAUUCCUCCAACAUGACAACCAAGGACUGGGAGAAAAUCGGGAAGGACAUCGAGAAAAACUACGAGCGCUACGAUGGCUUCGUGAUCCUCCAUGGCACGGACACCAUGGCGUACACGUCCUCCGCCCUGUCCUUCAUGUGUGACCACCUGGGCAAGCCCGUCAUCCUCACUGGCUCCCAGGUGCCAAUUUAUGACCUGUGGAACGAUGGCAGGGACAACCUGCUGGGGGCGCUGCUGCUCGCUGGUCUGUUUGACAUUCCGGAGGUAUGCCUGUACUUCCGCAACAAACUGUACAGGGGAAACCGCGUCACCAAAGUGGACGCUGGGAGUUUCGAUGGCUUCGCCUCCCCUAACCUGCCCCCCCUGGCCAAGAUGGACGUGGAUGUAACGGUCUACUGGGACAGGCUGUGGAGAGACAAGACCUACACCAAGUUCUGCGUGAGCACAGAGCUGAACUGCAACGUGGGCCUGCUGAGGCUGUUCCCUGGCAUCACCACGGAAACCGUGAGGUCGUUCCUGCAGCGCCCCAUAGUGGGCGUGGUCCUGGAGACCUACGGCGCCGGGAACGCCCCCGACAACCGCCCCGACCUCCUGGCUGCGCUGAAGGAGGCCACCGACCGCGGCGUGAUCAUCAUCAACACCACCCAGUGUCUGAAGGGCACCGUGUCCAAGAUCUACGCCACGGGCGAGGUCCUGUAUGAAGCGGGGCUGCUGCCCGGUAGGGACAUGACCCCCGAGGCGGUCCUCACCAAGCUGUCUCACGUGUUGGCCAUUGAAGGGCUGGACCUGCAGACCAAAAAGAUGAUGAUGGUAGAGAACCUGCGAGGGGAGAUGAGUGCAGACCUGGGAGCCAAGCGCAACCUGAGUGACAGCCGCUUCAUCCAGGUCAUCACCAAGUCGCUCAGCAUCAGCUGCAAGAAGGAGCUGGAAGCAAUACGUGAUGCCCUGGGCCCCCCGCUGGCCUGCGCCGCCGCCAAGAUCGGAGACGUGGAGGCCCUGGAAUCCAUCCGGGAAAUGGGGAGUAUCCUGAGUCUGGGCGACUUCGACGGACGCACACCGCUGCACGUCGCUGCGAGUGAGGGCCACCUGAAGGUGGUCCAGUACCUCCUGGAGCACGGGUCCACCAUCCACGGCCGGGAUCGCCACGGCGACACACCCCUGUCCAACGCAGUGCUCUUCAGACGCAAAGACAUCGUGAGACUCCUGCGGAAGGCCGGAGCCCACCUGUCCCGAGAGCAGCUGGCCGUCUCGGGCACAGAGCUGUGCAGCCUAGCGGCUCACGGAGACCUGGACGGUCUGCAGAUCUGGCACGUAGCCGGGGCCGAUCUGAACACCCCCGGGUACGACGGACAGACGGCCCUUUCAGUGGCCACGGGGGCUGGCAAGUUGGAGGCCGUUGCGCUGCUUAAUCGCCUCCUGAGUGCCAAGGAUCAGGACAAACUGGGUGAUGAGUAGGAUGAUGAUAAUGUUGGUGACAGGGGUGAGAGUGGGAUCAAGCCCAGCACCCCCCCGGUGGGAUGCUAGACCCGGGUGGGCUCCUACGCCAGCCAGGCUCGCUCACUGCCUUUCCCAGAGCCGCGCCUUCUCCUUUCCUUCCAAUGUUCCAGCGAGUCCUGCCGCUUCAACGCUUUCUCGAUCCCUUUGUCACGAGCGUCUCGGUACGCCACCAAACAUGUGAACCUUUAUUUCUGCCUGCUCUUUCCCCCAAUGUUAUUUGUGUGUGUUGUUAUUUUUACGUUCAUCUAUUGUAUGUUCUUGUCAAGGUUGCUUUUCCACUUGUCCGUACCUACCAGGCAAUCAGGGAAUCUGCUGUCAAUGGCUUAAAAAAGAUAUGAGGAUGAGAACUUGAUAAAGAAAUUGCACUUGAGAUUCUUGAACCAUUGUUUCCGGCCUUCUGUAUGCUGUUGUCUCUGCCCCUGAACUAUUUGCGCACUGGGCUGGACGAGUUGUUAUAUUUGCAGUGCUUCAUUAUCACUUUUGACCAUUGCUUGUACCCAAAGCCAAUGUUAAAGUAGUUAAUGCUUGAAUGUAUUCUUCUAAAGCAAUCAAUUAAGGUUUGUGUGAGUUUUUUUAAUUGCUGUCCAACAAAACAAAGUUUUUCAGGGUUUUGUGUCCCUGUCGUAUCAAUAUGCUUAAAUGCUGUUCCUAUUUGAUUCGAAAUAAAAUGUAAGAAAAACAUUUAAUAAAUACAUCCCAUUCUAAAUAAA
Gadus morhua (Atlantic cod) is the source of this 2884-nucleotide messenger RNA. RefSeq names its product 60 kDa lysophospholipase-like. Gene Ontology annotation, biological process: amino acid metabolic process. Gene Ontology annotation, molecular function: protein binding; asparaginase activity. The coding region runs from base 330 to 2132 and encodes 600 amino acids. The record is from RefSeq and is a predicted model, not a curated record. The transcript has 17 exons. Lineage: Eukaryota; Metazoa; Chordata; Actinopteri; Gadiformes; Gadidae.